CUCUUCCGAUAGAAAAUGUCCCAUAAGAAAGAAGCCCGACCAUCGAUGAUUCUCCAACGUAGGACGAAGCAUGAUCUCCCACUCCCAGACGAAAUCAUGUUGGAAAUUUUAGCAAGACUUCCAGUGAAAUCCCUCCUAAGAUUCAGGUGCGUUUGCAAAACCUGGUACUCUUUUAUCACCAACCCCAGUUUCAUCUCCACCCACUUGUUGUGCUACAAUCAUGAUGAUGAUGGUUAUGUCAUACACAUGCCCAAGACUAAUUUUUUCAUGGUUCUUUUUUAUCGUCCUCACUGUCAAAUCUGUACGGUCGCUUCGGACCGCACGUUUGAAACUAUGUCCGAGUUUAGAAUUCCCUUCACUAUUGAAUCUGGGUAUCCCAAUUUAGUGGGUUCUUGUAAUGGCAUAUUAUGUUUCACUGAUUUUAUCACAGCAAAGUCUAAAGAUGUAUACUUGUGGAACCCCAGUAUUAGAAAAUUUAAGAGGUUGCCCAAUACUUGCUUGACCCUGUUAUGUAAUGUGGCACUCGGAUUUGGGUAUGAUUCCCAGAAUAAUGACUACAAGAUUGUCAGGUUUUCGUCGACUAUUGCCAAACCCCCUGAGGUUGAGGUGUACUCAUUAAGUUCGGAUUCAUGGAAAAGAAUUGAACUUGGAAUCUCGUGGAGACCCAAUGUUUUGGCCCACAACUUUAAUUGUACUUUGGCAUCCCCAUUUGUGAGUGGACAUUUGCAUUGGAUGAUAGAAAUCAUAGAAAAAGGAAGUGAGCAAGAGGAGCGUUUUACUUCUAUGAUUUUGUCACUUGAUGUCAGUAGUGAGAAAUUCAAAGAGCUACCACUGCCUGAUGAAGGAGGUUGUUUUACAAAAUGUCUUACGUCAUUCAAGGAAAAACUGGCUUUGAUUAAGUUUGGAAGUCGUGUGCUUUCGUGCUCCAUUUGGGUGAUGAGGGAGUACGGUGUGUUUGAUUCCUGGAAUAAACUUGGUGUUGUACCAGUUGGAAGCUAUCUUAAUUUCAUUGGUUUCACCAAGUAUGGUUUACUUCUAGUUCGAAAAAGGUCUCAGCUGGUCUCUACUAACAGUGAAUUAGAGAGCAAAGAUAAGUCUUUUUUAAUUGACCCUGAAACUCUGCACGAGAAGGAGAUUAGUUACAUUAGUAAUCAAGUUGAUAAUCAUUUAGACAUAGCUGUUUACAUGGAGAACCUUGCUUUACUUGAUGGAGAAAAUCUGGUAUCUUACUGAGAAGAUGGUGCUAUGUGUAUAACAAGUGAUGUCAUCACAGGAGGAUGAGAGCAAAGAAAAGGAAGAAGACUGGGUAGAAGUUGAAUUUAAGAUGUGGGAGAGCUGCAAGAUUGAAAAGAAAGAAUUCUUUUUCCAGAGAGAGAAGCAGAACAGGAAUGCAACAAAGAGGAAGUGGACUCAAAGAUGGAAGGCAGUGAGAACUUUGAUCAGAUAAAUGGGAUAUCUUCUACAGAAAACAUUGAUGAUGGUGGAAGCCCACCAUCAAAGCAGCAGCAACAUAAGAAGAAGAAGCCUAUGCUCGGAAAGUUUGGAAGCCUAUUCAAGAAGAAGGGCACUAGCAGCCAUAAGUAGAGAAAUAGACCAGUUUGGCUUAUCUUCUGCCCUACUAGCAGGCAGGUAUAUUUGGUAUUAUUGCACCUAAAUGUUUUUGCUUCAUUGUUUAUGCUUCCAGAAAGCCGAAUAGGUUAAAGAAAUGAAGAUGCUUGUAUAAUGUUUUUAGUUUUUUCUUCUAUUUCUUUUGCUUUUAAUGUGAUUCCUCAUGUGGAACGGUAUCUUGUAUGCAAUGGAGAUUUUUUUUUUUUUUUUU
Messenger RNA from Quercus lobata, 1819 nucleotides. Its product is annotated as F-box/kelch-repeat protein At3g23880-like. The transcript has 2 exons. Gene Ontology annotation, molecular function: protein binding. NCBI's taxonomy places the organism in Eukaryota, Viridiplantae, Streptophyta, Magnoliopsida, Fagales, Fagaceae. The record is from RefSeq and is a predicted model, not a curated record. Bases 16 to 1233 code for a protein of 405 amino acids.